Messenger RNA from Phytophthora nicotianae INRA-310, 2988 nucleotides. RefSeq lists its product as hypothetical. The coding region runs from base 826 to 2760 and encodes 644 amino acids. The record is from RefSeq and is a predicted model, not a curated record. Gene Ontology annotation, biological process: endoplasmic reticulum to Golgi vesicle-mediated transport; regulation of ER to Golgi vesicle-mediated transport; retrograde vesicle-mediated transport, Golgi to endoplasmic reticulum. Lineage: Eukaryota; Oomycota; Peronosporomycetes; Peronosporales; Peronosporaceae. The transcript is spliced from 2 exons. Gene Ontology annotation, cellular component: Dsl1/NZR complex.
AUUCCACGUCACUCGAAGUUCGCUAAAAUGCCGUCAGCGUCUCCGCUCUCGACGCUGAGCGCGACGUUGCUGGCCUCUGUACCCGCGGACGCGUCAGAGCAAGAGUUGCAGGAUGUGGACUGGAUUGCAGUCUCCUCAGCACUCAAGGCGCUUCAUCUGCGCACGCAGGAGGAACUUAUGGAGCUAGGAACGGCCCUGGAUCGGGUCGAGACACCGGACCGUAUCAAUACAGUUGAAGAGCGUGGCGAUGUUUUAGCGGUCCACAAUGAGCUCAAGUCACUUCAACCGCAACUUACAGUUACAGAACAACACUUCCUACAGUUAGAGAGCAUUGUGCGACCAGGGCUCUCGAAGCUACAGACGCUUCAAAGUCGAGCCAAGUAUCUUGAAGCGGCUGUACAGGUGGAGAAACUGAGCCAAAAAGCCAAGAAACAAGCUGUCCAAGCCACACCGGACGCUCUUGAAGCGUUCAAAACAUUUGCCACUUGUGCUGCUGCUAUUCCUAACGAAUUUUCAGUUAUCAAAAGAGAAGCAGCUCGUCGCGUGGAGGAUUUAUCUGUAGAUCUCCGUCAGUUUGCAGUGGAGAAACUCCAGUUGGCACUGGAAAACGUCGGAUGGCCAGAACUGCUGAAAACGCAGCAGGAACUCACUGAAAAGGUGUUGAAACAACACCAAAAGGAGUAAAAAAAAGUCGAGGUCUUAACGUUAUUUUACUUGUUGUUACAGGAAACGGAGCUACAUGAAGUAUCGAAGGCGUUCGGGUACUUGUUGACUUUACAGCUAACUCAACAGCCUAAAUCGACAACAACGACGGAUCUAUGGGCGAUGGACUGUGUGUUGGACCCUCUGUUGCUACGCUUCCGGUACCAUUUUGAACGACAUGAGAGCGCGACGAACCGACUAGCCAAGCCUGAAUGGUAUUUGACACACGUACACGAGCAAACUAAUGCACACACGCGGUUCCUGGCCCAUUCGCUUACCCCUGAGCUGCAUCGCCACCGCGAAGAAGUUCAUUGCUGGGACGCUCAGAUUCUUCUCCUGCGUGGGCUCGUCAAAGCUGCCAGUCGAAAACUUACACAAGAUCUGCCUACAUUACUAGCGGUGAGUGGUUUUGUAUGCAGAUAUCUGUUGGUUUAUGGAGCUAACUGGGGUUUUAUUGUGCAGUACUCGCCGUUGUUGUGUCAUACACUGGAUGAAGUGCUUCUAUUCGAGCAGAACAUUGACGAGGACAUUGGCUACGGCUCCUGGGCGAGCGCAGACCGCCGUGCUUACCCUCGUUGCAUCGAUGUAUUCACAUCAAAUAGUGACGUGCUGUUCGCCUGGACCAGCGCAGAUGUUGAGUACGCACACCGUGUGCUGUCAGCGACUUUGGAGACGGAAUCUUCGGGUGACAAGAAAAACUUAGUGUGGCAACUGGAAGACGAUGCUACUACAUCAGAACAAGAGCUUGUUCCUCCGGUAGCGCAGCGGUUUGUAGCUCUGCUCGACUUUCUGUCGCAACGAUUUAUGCUCAUGGAGACGGAGGAGCACAGAUAUCUUUACGUCAUGCAAGUGCAUCUCCCGCUUCUACGUCGAUUUGGGCAGCAGUGUGAUGCCCGUGGACGUCGGUUAGUAAAUGCUUUGACCAAGAACACCCAGAGCUCGUGGGGAGAGCUGUUCGUGGUGGUGAAUGCGCUGCAGCAUGUGGCUCAAACACUAGCGAUUUGGGAGCAGAGUAGUGUCUUCCUGGAGCUCUCGAGGAAAGUGGCGCGCUCGGAGACGACGCGCGCUCAAGUGCUGCGGAUGCACGUGGCGUACUCGAAGCAGGUACUUGCGCGUGCCUCUGCUGCUGUGUUGGCCACAGAAGAAGCCACUGCCGUUCGACAAGCGCUGGCUGGACCGGGAGCUAUGAUCGGACCUACGGCUGCACUCACCGCUGCAUAUUCGGUCGGAUCCAAGACUAUGAAGAGCCUUUUCCGUCGUGCAGAGACCGACGGCAAGAUUGAGGCUCCAGUGGAUAGUUCUCCGGCUGCUGAAGCGACCGACAACGACAACAACUCGGCGGAAGAUCAAGACGAUCCUGAGACACUCGUCUUCUCGCACACGAUAUUCGAGCUGCAGAUUGCGGAGCUCAAGGCUCUGGCUUCGACGCUGCUUGAAGCAGGAAAGAAUGCGUUAGUGCGAACAGUGGAGCGUGACGUGGAGAAUUAUCGCUCAAGCCCAUUCUGGACGGAGACAUACGAUGACAAUGCAGACGAAAAGCAGAUCGUGACCGGAGUGUCCUGUGAGUUGGCGGGCUGCUACACGCUCGUCCGCAACGUGCUGUUGUGUGCCCGUAAGCUGCUGGUAUCCGAAUGCUGGCCCGCUCUUUGGAAACCUUUGGCUUCGGCUCUGGACAACGCUCUCUUUGAUGCCUUCUACAACCCUGCGGUCACGGAGGAUUCCUCUCAACUGAGCUGUGCUGGGGAGCGCCAAUUCGUUGAAGACAUCAAAGCCCUCGUAGCUGUAUUCACUGCCGGUUCCUCAAAGGCUUUGCCCCGGUCGUAUCUCCGUCUUACUCGCGAGCUUUGUCAUCUCUUGGAGAUGCCUGUUGCUCGAUUGCGUGAUGUGUUUCGAGCUCUUGGAGAUGAGGCCACAGCCGAAUCGGAGGCUCCGGUGGAGCAACUUACGACCAUCUUAGAGGCGUGCGGGAUCUUCUCUCUGACGCCAGCUCAAGUCGUGCGGAUAUGCACCACCCGCUUGGAUGUUCACGGACGAGAAACGACUACGAGUUUGGCAUAAUUCUCGGUGAUAUAGCUGCAGUAGAGGCAUGGGCUAGUGCAGACAAAAGAGAGAGAUUGAAGCAGCUACAGAUGGCGUAAUUGUAUGUGAGAUGAUCAAGUGUAAACCAUGUGUACUUAGUGGUUAAUAGGUACAUCUAUCAUGCUGUAGGACGCCCGGUCUCGUCGAUAUAGCUGCUCGGAGUCAUGACAGCUCCCUCUAAUACUCGGGACACGUCCUUGAGGUUGC